UUCUACAUGACAAACCAAACUAUCCGAUCGUUACCGGGUCCAUCUUUCAACUACAAAAAGUUGUUUCGGAAUUUCAAGUUUAUAAAGCUUUGAGAUGGCUUCUGAACGAUAUAGUUUUUCUUUAACAACAUUUAGUCCUUCAGGAAAGUUGGUGCAGAUUGAAUAUGCUUUAGCUUCUGUUGCAGCAGGAGCUCCUUCAGUAGGAAUUAAGUCUUCUAAUGGAGUAGUAUUAGCUACUGAGAAGAAUUACAAGUCUGUUUUAUAUGAAGAGCACAGCAUACAUAAAGUUGAAAUGGUUACAGACCAUAUUGGAAUGGUUUACAGUGGAAUGGGACCAGAUUAUCGUUUAUUGGUCAGAAGGGCUCGUAAAUUGGCUCAGCAAUAUUACAUGAGAUAUGGGGAGCCUAUUCCAACUAGCCAGUUAGUUCAAAGAGUGGCUUAUAUCAUGCAAGAAUACACUCAAUCCGGUGGUGUACGGCCAUUUGGGGUUUCCCUUCUGAUUGCUGGAUGGGACAGUGAUAGGCCAUAUUUGUUCCAGUGUGAUCCAUCAGGUGCUUAUUUUGCUUGGAGAGCUACUGCUAUGGGUAAAAACCAUGUUAGUGGCAAAGCAUUUUUGGAAAAAAGAUACAGUGAAGAGUUGGAAUUAGAUGAUGCAAUACAUAAUGCUAUUUUAACCUUGAAAGAAGGUUUUGAAGGUCAGAUGACUGCUGAUAACAUUGAGAUUGGCAUCUGUAACAAGUCUGGAUUCAGGCGUCUAUUGCCUGCUGAAGUCAAGGAUUAUUUAGCUGCUAUAAAUUAACUUCUUUUCAUUUUGAAUGUAUACCUAUGAUUUUUACUCAAAUAAAGAAGUUCUUUUGUAAUAAAAACUCCUUGCAAAUUGUAUUCUUGCAAAUAAAAAAAAAAUGUAAAGUUCAUUAUUCAUAA
Molecule: messenger RNA, 924 nt
Organism: Argiope bruennichi
Lineage: Eukaryota; Metazoa; Arthropoda; Arachnida; Araneae; Araneidae
Gene: Prosalpha2
Product: proteasome subunit alpha type-2-like
Exons: 7
Coding region: 95-799 (234 amino acids)
Biological process (GO): ubiquitin-dependent protein catabolic process
Cellular component (GO): proteasome core complex, alpha-subunit complex; proteasome core complex
Source: RefSeq, a predicted model, not a curated record